Platichthys flesus (European flounder) is the source of this 3130-nucleotide messenger RNA. RefSeq names its product FERM domain-containing protein 7. Bases 1 to 2304 code for a protein of 767 amino acids. NCBI's taxonomy places the organism in Eukaryota, Metazoa, Chordata, Actinopteri, Pleuronectiformes, Pleuronectidae. Gene Ontology annotation, molecular function: guanyl-nucleotide exchange factor activity. The transcript has 12 exons. Gene Ontology annotation, cellular component: cytoskeleton. The record is from RefSeq and is a predicted model, not a curated record.
AUGGGGGACGGUCACCGGAGGAGCCGGGGACUCGGGAGUCUCUCCACCAAGACCCGGGUCUCCAAGCAGACCAAGCUCCGGCUGCGCGUGAUCUUCCUGGAUGAGAGCGAGCGCACGUUCGAGGUGGAGCAAAAGGUUUUAGGAGGCGACUUCUUCAACAAAGUGUGCGGUCACCUCAAGCUGCUGGAGAAGGAGUACUUUGGACUGGAGUUCAGACACCACAGUGGAAACUAUGUUUGGUUGGAGAUGCUGAAGCCGCUGACCAAACAGAUUAAAUACACCAGCGAUCUUUUCUUCAGGUUUAUAGUUAAGUUCUUCCCUCCGGACCCGGGGCAGCUCAAGAGAGGCCUCACCAGGUAUCUUUUUGCAUUACAGAUGAAACAGGAUUUGUCGAACAGCAGUCUGACCUGUAACGACAACAGCGCCGCCCUGCUGGUCUCUCACAUAUUGCAGUCAGAGCUCGGGGACUUCGAUGAGGAUCUGGAUUGUCAACAUCUAGAGAUGAAGCAGUACGUCCCCAACCAGGAAUAUCUGGACAACAAGAUCAUCAAGUUCCACAAGAGACACAGAGGUGCGUCUCCGGCCGACUCGGACAUCCACCUGCUAGAGGUGGCGAGGAAGUUGGACAUGUACGGCAUCCGGCCGCACCCGGCCCACGACGGGGAGGGGAUGAGGAUCAACCUGUCCGUCACCCACUCUGGAGUGCUGGUGUUUCAGGGAAAUACCAAAAUAAACACUUUCAGUUGGGCGAAGAUCCGGAAGCUGAGCUUCAAGAGGAAACAUUUUCUCAUCAAACUGUACGACAAAGUGGGGCCGUCCUGUAAAGACAUUCUGGAGUUUGCCAUGGCGAGUCGGGAUGUGUGUAAAUCCUUCUGGAAGACGUGUGUCGAGUAUCACGCCUUCUUCAGACUCGCAGAGGAACCGACAGCGAUUCACAAAACAGUGUUGUCCUGUAAGGGCUCCAGCUUCAGAUACAGUGGGCGGACACAGAAACAGCUGCUGGAGUGUUUGGGAUCAGGGGAGAAGAAGAGAACUUACUGUCAGUCGGACUACGAUCCCAGACAGUGUCGGUCUUCUCCUGAUCUCCUCACCGACGUCUCCAAACAAAUGUACCAGGACUCACAUCCCUUCCCCCGGGCGACCCGUGCCUUGGCUCUUCAGUGUCAGAAGGAGUUGGAUCCACAUCAUCGAGGCGUAGACGACAUCAGGAGGGGAAGGGCUAAACGCAGCCAAUCAUCUGUGGAGGUCGCCCGGAAGCCGUGGCCUCUGUCCCAGGUCUCGCCCCUCUCUCCUCUGCACCAGUCAAGCCCCUCACCGAAGACGAGAUCGGCCUCUACGUCCCUGAUGGAGGACGUGAGAGCCGGACGCAUCGAGACGCAGCGCCAGGCCCAGCGGCUGGCCGGGGUCUACGGCAACCGGUCGAGACGUCGGCCCAAUCCCCAGCCACACCCGGACGCCGGACAGCAGCUGGUUCUUCUCUACCCAAACAGCCCUGCCUACCAGUAUCACCCCAUCCUCCCAUCAUUCCCAUCAGCUGGGUCCUCGCCGCUCAACCGUUACCCCUACCUGACGGACUAUGUUGCCGUUUCUUCACUGGAGCGUUUCCCGCAGCCACGGAGGCGGGACUAUCUGACAACAGAAGGCCUAUCGCGGCCGUCCUACUACCCACUAGGUCAAGAUUCGCCGUCUCCAUCACCAAUCAGGAGGAGCCUCCGCCCCGGUGGCUCAGGCGGGUUGGCCAGAGUUUACCAGCAGGGAAGCAAUGGGGGACGGUUCUUGGGCAUUGAGGCCGGCCAUUACAGUGACGACUGCAAUUUCCUCCCAGGGCUACCUCGCCGCGUGGCGAGCCAACCAGAUGUCAAGUUCCAUAUCUCAAGGAGUUCGAACCCCGCCUUUAACCCCGCCUCUGAGUUCCGGCCCCUUGGUUACUACCCUCACCUGAACCGGCCAACCAGACCCACCUACCUCCCACUAAACUCCUCCCCUCUGCCACAACGCCCCACGUCACUUUGCAUGAUCGGAGGCACGACAGGAAGCUACAGCGACUCGGACCCAGAGGUUUUCUACCCAUAUUACUGCCAACCACCCCCACUGGGGAAGAUGGCUCGGUCCGCUGGUCUGGCCAGGAUGAGGUUUUCCUCUGGAAGCCUCCAACUAGACGAGGAGGAAGAGGAGGAGGAGGAAGAUGAUAGAGCAGCGAGAGAAAAGGCCAAAAAGGAAAUGAGGAGUGAGGAGGAGAAUAAAGUAAGAAGUGAUAGAGAAGAGACGAAAGGUCUUCUGAAGAUGACAGAGGUCACAUUGUAGAUUCGACCUGAGCACAUUCACACCUGAUGGAUCAAAUGUUCGGUCUUCGCCUUGUUCUAGUUUUCUGAAGCUUAAAACUAAUUCCAGAACAAGCAGAACCAGCCUCAGCAGAAGAGCUUCAUCUCUAGAAGCUUUCAAGUUUUAAAGCCUUUGUCAAUGUGAAUGACUAACGACCUUCUGGAAGUUGAAGGAAAACUAGAUUUUGUGUUGGGUUCUGUGCUAGAAAACUGUGGUUUCUUCUUCUGUUCGGGGUCGAGUCUUGUUCACGUCAGUUUUUCGUUUGAAACCAUCGGCCACGGAUACGUCUGGUGUCACCACUCCGGAGUUUGAGACGAGAGAAACUGAGAUGUUUGGAAACGAUGAUGUUCAGGCUUUGCUGUGAGGCUCCUAUCACGUAACCCCUCUGCUGAACAAGCAGCUAGAAGUUUAGAAAGCAAAAUGGAUAAUCAACUACAAGUGGAUCGGUGAAGAAUCAAAACUAAUGUGGUUGUUGUACGUACAGACAGAACUGGACCAGCAGAAAAAGCCUUUGAUUUACCAGUGGACCCACGUUCCCCCCACUGGGAGGGCCGGGGGUUUCCCUGUUUGGAGCUCGAACCUGAGCUUCAGAUGUCUGCUCAGGAUCCGUCUCUUCUGGAAGUUUACCAGUCCAAUGUCCAACUGGUGGAAGACGCUGUGAUGGACCAUGAAGUCCUUUUAGUGGAAACUGAUUAUUCUCUUAUUACUUUGAAGAAUUGAAUAUGGAAUUUAGAGUGUUCUGGCAGUGUGUGAACUUGAUUAAUGUGUUUGUUGAUAUUACAGCUGAAAUCGUUAAUAAAUUAUUCUG